This is a messenger RNA of Knipowitschia caucasica, 1323 nucleotides long. The record is from the annotation of a GenBank genome assembly. NCBI's taxonomy places the organism in Eukaryota, Metazoa, Chordata, Actinopteri, Gobiiformes, Gobiidae.
AUGGGGCAGCGGAUUCCUAGCAGAGAAGUGUGGUUUGCCAAUUGUCUCCGUAGUGGCACAGGGUUGGUUAAAAACAUUGAAUGGAGAAAAUUGGGUGAGAUCCCGGACCAGCCAAAGUUCAGACAUGGCGUUGCGGUUUUGGAAGGAGGACUCUACGUGAUUGGUGGUUGCUACUUCUACACUAAAGAUGACAUCAUGAAAUCAGCGUACAGAUACGACCCUGGGCUAAACAGCUGGAGGAGACUUUCUGACAUGAACGAGUUUAGAAGUAAUUUUUCUCUAAUUGCAAAUGAAGGACGACUGUUUGCAAUCGGGGGAGAUAAAAGGAUCAACAUAAAUGUGGACUCGGUGGAGAUGUACAACCCGGACUCUGACGCCUGGAGCUUUGUCCAUCCACUGGACCAGGCUCUGAGCGGACAAGCUGCCACCGUCUGCAACGGCUCGAUCUUCAUUUCUGGAGGCUUCAACUGCAAAUACGAAUGCCUUGUGUCUCUGUUCCUUUACCAUCCAGAACUGGGCUCCACGUAUCUCUCCGAAAUGACCUGUGACCGCGCCCAACACUCUAUGGAGACCCUCCGCGGCCUUCUGUACGUCACCGGUGGAGUUUGUAACCUACGCAAGUUCUACACCGAUCAACUAGUUUGCGAGAUUUACAACCCGAGCACAGAUUCCUGGAGCACGCUCGCGAAUUUGCCUGUUCCACAUGUCGGGGGGGCUUCUGUGAAAAAACUGGACCUGGUUCUCAAACUGGAGGAGCGCAUGAACAAUGUGGACAGAUGCUGCACAGAUGUGGGAAAUCUGGAGGUCAAGCUCAACGCGACUUUGGCCGAGCUGACGAGACAGAGAGAGGACAUCGAAAAACUCAAAGAAGAGAAUGAAGAACUGAAGAAGAGCACUGGGAAAGCCUCUCCGCAGGUGGCCUUCUCUGUGUCUUUGGCUGAUUCAGAAGAAGUCUACAAAGGCCCAUGCACUGACAAAACCCUGGUGUUCAAAAGAGUUUUCUCCAACAUCGGAAAUGGCUACGACCCAAACACUGGAAACUUCACUUCGCCUGUGGCUGGAUCCUACUUCUUCACCUUCAACACGUUUGGCUACAACAGUCACACUGCAGGGGCCAUUCUCAUGAAGAACACAGACCUACAGAUCUCCACAUAUGAGGCGGUGACGGCAGACGGUUCAGACAGCAGCAGUAACUCUGUGCUUUUGACUCUGGCUCCUGGAGACACACUACAGCUUCAGCUCUGGGAUAACGGACAGGUUUUCGACAACUCAAACGGACACACCAUGUUCACGGGAUUCCUCCUCUUCCCUACAAGUACAUAG